Molecule: messenger RNA, 525 nt
Organism: Lactuca saligna
Lineage: Eukaryota; Viridiplantae; Streptophyta; Magnoliopsida; Asterales; Asteraceae
Source: the annotation of a GenBank genome assembly
AUGAAAAACACUCCUUGUUUGUUGCCUUCAUGCAUAUCACAAGCAUCUGCUCGCCAAAGGAGGGGUAGGGCAAGACGUGUGCAACCAGGGGAAUGUUUCCAGAGCCAUUUGCUGUCCAAAAUACUUCCAUUGGAUUCGAAAUUAGGGAAAAUGCUGAUAAUGGGUGCUUUUUUUCGUUGCUUUGAUCCUAUUCUUACAAUUAUUGCUGGACUUAGUGUCAGGGAUCCUUUUCUUUUGCCUCAAGAGAAGAAAGACGCGAGUAAUCCAGCUACUUUCACACAAGGGAAUUUUGAUAAAUUGGGUGAGCUUACAACUAUAAGUCUUCAGGACGUAAUAGGAAUGAUAUGUAAUGCAGAUAAAAAUAUUCAUAUCCUAAACCAAGCUCGUAUCAAUGCAAUUGAAGAUUUGGGCCAAUGUAUAACUGCUUAUCCAUAUAAUCAGCUGCUUAGAGCAUUAGUCUUAAAGAAUUAUGAAAGGCAAGAUGCAACUUUACUUAGUUGGAAUUCGAUGUACAGAGUAGAUUAG